This is a messenger RNA of Bipolaris oryzae ATCC 44560, 1452 nucleotides long. RefSeq names its product carbohydrate esterase family 4 protein. The record is from RefSeq and is a predicted model, not a curated record. Gene Ontology annotation, molecular function: chitin binding; hydrolase activity, acting on carbon-nitrogen (but not peptide) bonds. Gene Ontology annotation, biological process: carbohydrate metabolic process. Bases 1 to 1452 code for a protein of 483 amino acids. The transcript has 4 exons. NCBI's taxonomy places the organism in Eukaryota, Fungi, Ascomycota, Dothideomycetes, Pleosporales, Pleosporaceae.
AUGCGCUUCUCCAACGUUGCUACCGCCGCCCUGGUGGCUCCUCUUGUCGCCGCUCACGGAGGAGUCCCGGGUGCUCCCAAGCUUUUUGGUCUUCCUCGCCACCUCCAGGACGAACUCAAGGCCCCUGUUGCUGCUCGCACUCUUCGACACUCUUCUGAGCCCCGACACGGGCUUUUGGAGACCCGUCAAGGCGGCCAGAAUGGUCGCUGUGGACCCAGCUUUGCAAACGCAAAGUGUGCUGCCGGCUACUGCUGCUCUGGUGCUGGAUAUUGCGGAACCAGCAAGGACCAUUGCUCAGCACCGGAUUGCUUGAUCGAUUUCGGCCCGGCUUGCGAUGCCAACAAGACUCCUAGCGGUGCCUCUACCCGCAACGAUGCUCGUCCUCAGAAGGGCAAUGUCCCUUACGGUGGCGAGGGCAUCUAUGUCUGCCAGAAGCCAGGAACUGUCGCUAUUACUUAUGACGAUGGUCCUUACAUUUACACGGACCGUGUCCUAGACCAAUUUAAACAAUACGGUUUCAAGGCUACCUUCUUCGUUACCGGUAUUAACAUCGGAAAAGGAGCUAUUGACACUACCACUCAGUGGGCCAAUGUCAUCAAGCGCAUGGUUGCUGAGGGCCACCAAGUCGCAUCUCACACUUGGUCGCACCAAGAUCUUAGCGUCAUCACUGAAGAGCAGCGCUAUGAUCAGAUGGUCAAGAACGAAAUGGCCAUCAGGAACAUCAUCGGAAAGUACCCGACGUACAUGCGCCCCCCUUACUCAUCCUGCAAUGCCGCAUGCCAGGGUGUGAUGAAGAAGCUCGGAUACGUCAUCAGCUACUUUGACUUGGAUACCGAUGACUACAACCAACUCAAGAACAUCCAAGUCGCCAAGGACAACUUCAAGCGCAUCCUCGACUCCACUGCCGGCGGCCCAACCACUGGUGACCGUCUGGCCAUUGCCCACGACAUCCACGAGCAAACCGCCCUCAACCUCACUGGCUACAUGCUCGAGUACCUCAAGUCCAAGGGCUACCGCGGUGUCACCAUGGGCGAGUGCAUGGGCGAGCCCGAAGCAAACUGGUACCGCAAGACCGGCGAGACCGUAACCCCCCCAUCCAACGGCGGCGGCAACACCGGCGGCACCCCCAUCUCCACCGACGGCCAAUGCGGCUCCGGCAAGGGCACCUGUGCCGGCUCUGCCUUUGGCAACUGCUGCUCCUCCUUCGGCUGGUGCGGCAGCACCGACGGCCACUGCAAAACUGGCUGCAACUCUGCCUUUGGCACUUGCACCGGCGGCAGCACUUCGCCCUCCACGCCUGUUUCUACCGACGGCCAAUGCGGAGCAAAGGGCUUCGGCGCUACCUGCCAGGGCUCCUCGUUUGGUAACUGCUGCUCGCAGUUUGGAUGGUGUGGUAGCUCCCAGGACCACUGUGGUGCGGGCUGCGAUAAGACAUCUGGUACUUGCAACUAA